Miscanthus lutarioriparius is the source of this 3783-nucleotide messenger RNA. Lineage: Eukaryota; Viridiplantae; Streptophyta; Magnoliopsida; Poales; Poaceae. The record is from the annotation of a GenBank genome assembly.
AUGUCCAUGGACUAUGAAGAUCACUCAAUGUCAUCAUCAUCUCAUGCUGAUGAUACCGAUGAAAGGAAAAGCACAGUUUCAGUCUCCCCCGAGGCUGGCGCCGACGAGGAGCCAUUUUCAUUCUUUGAGCUGCUUUGCUACGCCGACACAGUAGAUUGGCUCCUCAUGGCCCUGGGAACCAUUGGGUCUGUCAUCCAUGGCAUGGCAUUCCCAGUUGGAUAUCUCCUUCUUGGAAAGGCACUUGAUGCCUUUGGAACCAACAUAAAUGAUCCGGAGGGCAUGGUCCAUGCGCUGUACAAGGUGGUCCCCUUUGUGUGGUACAUGGCAGGAGCCACUCUUCCAGCUGGAAUGGUUGAGAUCUCCUGCUGGAUAUACUCAAGUGAGAGGCAGUUAGCACGCAUGCGGCUCGCGUUUCUGAGAUCAGUCCUUAAUCAAGAGGUUGGGGCCUUCGACACUGACUUGACUACUGCAACCAUCAUCACCGGAGUAACCAACUACAUGAGUGUCAUACAAGAUGCAAUAGGAGAGAAGCUGGGUCAUUUCAUUGCAAGCUUCUCCACUUUCUUUGCUGGCAUCAUAAUUGCGUUUAUCAGCUGCUGGCAAGUUGCAAUGCUUUCCUUCCUGGUCAUUCCACUUAUCCUCGUCAUUGGAGCAGCAUACACGAAAAAGUUGAAUGUCUUAUCUUUGUCACGCAAUGCUAUUGUUUCAGAGGCAAUAUCGGUUGUAGAGCAGACUUUGUCACAUAUCAAGACCGUCUUCUCCUUCAUUGGAGAGAGCUGGGCCAUGAAGUCCUUUGUCCAGUGCAUGGAAAACCAAUUUAAUCUAAGCAAGAAGGAAGCAUUGAUAAAGGGAAUAGGACUUGGAAUGUUCCAAGCAGUGACCUUUUGUUCAUGGGCACUGAUGGUUUGGAUUGGGGCAGUUGCAGUAACCAAAAACAAGGCAACAGGAGGUGGCACGAUAGCUGCCAUCAUGAGCAUCCUCUUUGGUGCAAUAUCAAUUACCUAUGCCGCACCAGACCUUCAGACCUUCAAUCAGGCAAAAGCUGCAGGAAAAGAGGUCUUCAAGGUGAUAAAGAGAAAGCCAUCCAUAAGUUAUGGAAAAAGUGGAUUAGUACUAGACAAGAUUCAUGGAGAGAUCAAAUUCCGUAGGGUGCACUUUGCAUAUCCUUCCCGCCAGGAUAAGCCGAUUCUCCAGGGAUUCUCAUUGUCCAUCCCCGCAGGCAAAGUCAUAGCUCUGGUAGGAAGCAGUGGCUGUGGGAAGAGCACUGUCAUUUCACUACUUCAAAGGUUUUAUGAUCCAACUUCAGGUGACAUAUUCAUUGAUGGCCACAGUAUCAAGAAACUUGAUCUGAAAUCGCUGCGCCGAAAUAUAGCUUCAGUCUCUCAGGAACCAUCACUGUUUUCUGGUAACAUAAAGGACAACUUGAAGAUUGGUAAAAUGGAUGCAAGUGACGAAGAGAUAACUGAAGCAGCAACAACAGCUAAUGUUCAUUCAUUCAUAUCCAGACUACCAAAUGAGUACUUAACCGAGGUAGGAGAAAGGGGUGUGCAGUUAUCGGGAGGCCAGAAACAAAGAAUAGCUAUUGCAAGGGCAAUGCUGAAGGAUCCACCAAUCCUACUUCUCGACGAAGCAACAAGUGCCCUUGAUUCAGAAUCAGAGAAGCUAGUUCAAGAUGCACUUGAGAGAGCAAUGCGCGGAAGGACUGUUAUCUUGAUAGCCCACAGGAUGUCCACAAUUGUAAACGCUGACACUAUUGUUGUCGUCGAAAAUGGAAGAGUAGCACAAACUGGGACACAUCAUGAGUUGCUUGACAAAAGCACAUUCUACUCCAAUGUAUACAGCAUGCAAAAUAUAGACAAGGAAGCUGAAAAUAAAGUGGCAAGCGCUUCUGAUAACAUGGAGGAACAAAUUGGCGAAGCACACAUCAAGCAGUCCUCUACAAAUCAGGGACCAAAGAAAAAGCUAGAAAGACUGGAGUCAAAACAACCAAGGAAUGAGAAUGUUAAGGAAACACACCCUUUCUUUAGACUUUGGUAUGGAUUGCGUAAAGAGGACAUUAUGAAGAUUCUAUUUGGCUCCGCAGCAGCAGCCAUCUCUGGAAUCUCAAAGCCUUUGUUUGGUUAUUUCAUCAUGACCAUUGGUGUGGCAUAUUAUGAUCCGGAUGCAGAAAAGAAAGUCACCAAGUAUUCUUUGAUAUUCUUCACAGCAGGGAUGGUAACAAUGGUGAGUAACAUCUUGCAGCACUAUAUUUAUGGUAUCGUUGGAGAAAGGGCAAUGAAAAACCUAAGGGAGGCACUCUUUUCAGCUGUUCUCCGAAAUGAGCUUGGUUGGUUUGAGAAACCAAAUAAUGGCGUAGGAUUUCUUACCUCACGCAUUGUCAGUGACACGUCAACAGUCAAGACCAUCAUAUCUGACAGAAUGGCAGUUAUUGUGCAAUGCAUCUCUUCAAUUCUGAUAGCAACAAUAGUAAGCAUGAAGGUCAAUUGGAGAAUGGCUUUAGUUUCAUGGGCAGUCAUGCCAUGCCAUUUCAUUGGUGGCCUUAUUCAAGCCAAGUCAGCAAAAGGAUUUUAUGGUGACUCUGCUAUUGCUCACCGGGAACUCGUCUCCCUAGCUUCAGAGGCUGCUAGCAACAUCCGGACUGUGGCAUCCUUUGUUUAUGAAGAUGAAAUAAUCAAGAAAGCAGAAUUGUCACUGCAAGAACCCUUGAAGAUCACCAAGAUUGAGAGCAUGAAGUAUGGGGUCAUCCAAGGUAUCUCGCUCUGCCUCUGGAAUAUUGCACAUGCAGUGGCGCUAUGGUACACCACAGUUUUGGUUCAGAGGAAGCAAGCCUCAUUUAAGGACAGCAUAAGAUCAUACCAGAUAUUCUCACUCACAGUGCCUUCCAUCACAGAGUUAUGGACCCUCAUUCCUAUGGUCAUGUCAGCCAUUUCAAUACUGAAUCCUGUAUUUGACACACUUGACAGAGAGACACAAAUUGUGCCGGAUAAACCAGAAAACCCAGGCAAAGGGUGGCUUAUCGGUAGAACCGAGUUUCAGGAUGUGAGCUUCAAUUAUCCAUCAAGACCAGAGGUGACCAUUCUGGAUGGCUUCAAUCUAGUUAUUGAACCUGGCCAAAGAGUAGCAUUGGUUGGCCCCAGUGGUGCAGGAAAGUCCUCUGUACUGGCUUUAAUACUGAGAUUCUAUGAUCCUUCCAGAGGUAGAGUGUUAAUUGACUACAAGAACAUAAAGGACUACAAUCUCCGAUGGCUCAGGAAGCAGAUUGGGCUAGUUCAACAAGAACCAAUCCUGUUCAACACAUCCAUCAGAGAUAACAUUAGCUAUGGAAGUGAAAGCUCUUCAGAGACUGAAAUCAUCCAGGCUGCAAUGGAGGCAAACAUUCACGAAUUCAUCAGUGGUCUACCAGAAGGGUAUGGCACUGUUGUUGGAGACAAAGGGAGCCAGCUUUCAGGAGGGCAGAAACAGAGGAUUGCUAUUGCAAGAACAAUACUAAAGAGGCCUGCCAUUCUGCUUCUUGAUGAGGCAACCAGCGCACUUGACGGUGAAUCUGAGAGGGUGGUUAUGAGCUCUUUAGGGGCCAAAGUGUGGAAGGACAAAGAUGAGCAAGCCAGUAUGAUUACAAGUAUCACAGUUGCACACAGAUUGUCCACGGUCAUAAAUGCAGAUACGAUAGUUGUGAUGGAAAAAGGAAAGGUUGUUGAACUUGGUAAUCACCAAGCGUUGACCUCCGCUGAAGAUGGCGUUUACUCAAGAUUAUUCCACUUGCAAAGCAACAUGAAAGAUUGA